AUGAGGCUGUUCCUGCAUUACCUAAUAAUAUUGGGGUCCAGUUAUGUGACUUCAACAUAUGGGCCCAACCAGAGAGCACAGAUGACUGGAGACAUUUUACUUGGAGGUCUUUUCCCCAUACACUUUGGUGUUGCAUCCAAAGACCAAGACCUGGCAGCUCGACCCGAAUCUACACUAUGUGUUAGGUUUAAUUUCCGGGGUUUCCGCUGGCUGCAGGCCAUGGUUUUUGCCAUUGAGGAGAUUAACAACAGCAGCAAUUUAUUACCCAACAUCACCCUGGGCUACAGGAUAUUUGACACAUGCAACACCGUGUCAAAAGCCUUGGAAGCUACCCUCAGUUUUGUGGCUCAAAACAAGAUUGACUCCCUGAAUUUAGAUGAGUUUUGCAACUGCACUGAUCACAUCCCAUCAACCAUUGCAGUUGUAGGGGCUGCUGGAUCUGCGGUCUCCACUGCAGUUGCAAACCUACUUGGUCUCUUCUAUAUCCCUCAGAUCAGCUAUGCCUCUUCUAGUCGUCUCCUGAGCAACAAGAACCAGUACAAGUCUUUCAUGAGAACCAUUCCAACAGAUGAAUACCAGGCCACAGGCAUGGCAGACAUUAUAGAGUACUUCCAGUGGAACUGGGUGAUUGCUGUUGCUUCGGAUGAUGACUAUGGGCGGCCAGGAAUUGAAAAGUUUGAAAAGGAAAUGGAAGAGCGAGACAUCUGCAUUCACUUGAAUGAACUUAUUUCACAGUACUUUGAGGAUCAUGAAAUCCGUGCUCUGGCCGACAGGAUUGAAAACUCCACGGCCAAAGUAAUUGUUGUUUUUGCUGGUGGCCCAGACAUUGAGCCUCUGAUCAAAGAAAUGGUCAGGAGAAACAUCACAGAUCGCACCUGGCUAGCUAGUGAAGCAUGGGCAAGCUCCUCUCUUGUUGCUAAGCCCGAAUAUUUAGAUGUUGUUGGAGGAACUAUUGGUUUUGCAUUAAAAGCAGGUCAUAUACCCGGCUUUAGAGAGUUCCUACAGCAGGUCCAGCCAAAGAAAGACAGCCAUAAUGAAUUUGUCAGAGAGUUUUGGGAAGAAACCUUCAACUGUUACCUGAAAGACAGCCCAAGACUUCAAGAAAGUGAUAAUGGCAGCACUAGUUUCAGGCCAUUGUGUACUGGGGAAGAAGAUAUUACAAGUGUUGAGACACCGUACUUGGACUACACACACCUUCGUAUUUCCUAUAAUGCAUAUGUAGCAGUUUAUUCUAUUGCACAGGCCCUGCAGGACAUAUUUACUUGCACACCUGGACAUGGACUAUUUGCUAACAAUUCCUGUGCAGAUAUCAAGAAAAUUGAAGCAUGGCAGGUACUGAAGCAGCUCAGACAUUUGAACUACACUAACAGCAUGGGUGAAAAAAUGCACUUUGAUGAAAAUGCAGACUUGGUAGCAAACUAUACCAUUAUAAACUGGCAGAGAUCUACUGAAGACGGUUCUGUGAUCUUUGAGGAAGUUGGAUACUACAAUAUUCAUGCGAAGAGAGGAGCCAAACUGUCCGUUGACAAGACAAAGAUUCUGUGGAAUGGAUACAGUAGAGAGGUGCCGUUCUCCAACUGCAGUGAGGACUGUGAACCUGGCACAAGAAAAGGAAUCAUUGACAGCAUGCCUACAUGCUGCUUUGAAUGCACUGAGUGUUCAGAUGGAGAGUACAGUAAUCACAGAGAUGCCAGCGUCUGCACCAAGUGCCCAAACAAUUCCUGGUCCAAUGAGAACCAUACAUUCUGUUUCCUGAAAGAAAUAGAGUUUCUCUCUUGGACAGAACCUUUUGGGAUAGCUUUAGCCAUAUGUGCUGUUGUUGGCGUCGUCUUGACAGCCUUUGUGAUGGGAGUCUUUGUCAGAUUUCGUAAUACCCCAAUAGUGAAGGCCACUAACCGCGAACUGUCCUAUGUCCUCCUGUUCUCGCUUAUCUGCUGCUUCUCCAGUUCUUUAAUUUUCAUCGGAGAACCACAGGACUGGACAUGUCGCUUACGGCAGCCCGCCUUUGGGAUUAGCUUUGUUCUCUGCAUCUCCUGCAUCCUUGUGAAAACAAACAGAGUGCUUUUGGUAUUUGAGGCAAAAAUCCCUACAAGUCUCCAUCGUAAAUGGUGGGGAUUGAAUCUGCAGUUUCUUCUGGUGUUUCUAUUCACAUUUGUCCAGGUCAUGAUAUGUGUGGUUUGGCUUUACAAUGCCCCUCCUUCAAGCUACAGGAACCAUGACAUCGAUGAGAUCAUUUUCAUCACAUGCAAUGAAGGUUCAGUGAUGGGUCUUGGGUUUCUCAUUGGCUAUACAUGCCUCCUUGCAGCCAUUUGUUUCUUUUUUGCAUUUAAAUCCAGAAAGCUUCCAGAAAACUUCACAGAAGCCAAGUUCAUCACCUUUAGCAUGCUCAUAUUCUUCAUUGUUUGGAUCUCUUUUAUCCCUGCCUACUUCAGUACCUAUGGCAAAUUUGUAUCAGCUGUGGAGGUUAUUGCUAUUCUGGCAUCCAGCUUUGGACUGCUGGCUUGCAUUUUCUUUAACAAGGUGUACAUCAUCCUUUUCAAACCAUCUAGGAACACCAUCGAGGAGGUACGAUGCAGCACCGCUGCACAUGCUUUCAAAGUGGCUGCCAAAGCUACGCUAAAACACAACACAGCUUCAAGAAAAAAGUCAGGCAGCAUUGGUGGGUCAUCUGCCUCAACUCCAUCCUCAUCCAUAAGCCUCAAGACCAAUGGAAACAACUGUGAUGAAACUUCAGGGAAGCACAGGCCAAGGGUGAGCUUCGGCAGUGGAACAGUUACUCUGUCGUUGAGCUUUGAGGAGUCAAGAAGGAGUUCUCUAAUGUAAUCGAGAACUUACAAGCAUUUAUAACCUGACCCUUGUCAAUGUCAAUAAAUAAGACAAUGGGUUAUUCAUACAAAUGCUAACACUGAUGAUUUAUGCAACUUAUAGAUGAGAGGAUGAUUGUUUGUUUUGGGAAAACUUAAGUGCAUCCCACAAUAAGCAUAAGAGUGGAAUUUUCAGUUUUUUGUUCAGCUGAUAAGGAUCAGAAGCAUGCACAGAGAUGGCAACAGUGGGUUCUCAAGAAUAAUCCAUGAAGUCCACAUAAUAACUGAUGUAAAACCUGGAGCUAUAUGAGUCAGGUGUACACUGAACAAAGUGAACUCAAUGAUGGAUGAUUUACAGUGGUACCUCAAAGAUUCACUGCAGAACCACUUAACUAAUUUUUACCUGAAUCACACAGCUUCUUAAAACCCUGUUAAUCAGCCAAAAUAUAAGAUGUAUGUGGGAUUAAAUAAUAAAAAAAGACUUUUA
Girardinichthys multiradiatus is the source of this 3291-nucleotide messenger RNA. It is a transcript of the gene casr, whose product is annotated as calcium-sensing receptor. Gene Ontology annotation, cellular component: membrane. Gene Ontology annotation, biological process: intracellular calcium ion homeostasis; regulation of calcium ion transport; detection of calcium ion. The record is from RefSeq and is a predicted model, not a curated record. The transcript has 6 exons. Bases 1 to 2823 code for a protein of 940 amino acids. Gene Ontology annotation, molecular function: calcium ion binding; G protein-coupled receptor activity. NCBI's taxonomy places the organism in Eukaryota, Metazoa, Chordata, Actinopteri, Cyprinodontiformes, Goodeidae.